CCAUCCACCGAUCAGAGCUCACCAAAGGGGUGACUACUUCCUUCAUUUCUGCCGGAGAAACCGGUGCUUUUUCCUUCUCUAGUUCACAGAUCCAAAAGGUGGCCACGCUUUCUUCACUUCUCCAGGGACUGGAAGAAGAAGGCCAAGAGUCAAGAAUGGAGGACGAGAGCAACUUUAGGCACUGGGCUGAUUUGAUACCGGAUGCCCUUGGGUUGAUAUUCCAGAAGCUUCCCCUCCAGGACGUGCUGACCGUCGUCCCAAGGGUCUGCAAAUCAUGGGAGAGAGCCGUUGCUGGGCCCUACUGUUGGCAAGAGAUAGACAUUGAGGAAUGGAGCAUGAAUUCGCUGCCCGAAAACAUUGACCGAAUGCUUCGGCUUUUGAUCCCCAGAUGCCAAGGUUCUCUCCGUAAGCUCCGUGUUUCUUGUGUCUCCAAUAAAGACACCUUCGCCUUCAUUGCAGACAAUGCCAAACAUAUGCACACAUUGGGGUUGCCAAGGAGUGAAAUUGAUGAAUGUUUGGUGGAUGAGCUAGCUGAGAAGUUCAGCAAUGUGACUGUGCUAGACAUCAGCUACUGCAACAACAUGGGGGAGAUAGCUCUUGAUGCCUUCGGGACGCACUGCAAGAACCUCAAAUCUCUUCGCAGGACAAUGCACCCUCUAGAGGUCAUUGACAAGAUCUCCCAGGACGACGAAGCAUUAGCCAUUGCUGACGCAAUGCCCAACCUCAAACAGCUUGAGAUUGCCUACAUGCUGGUGAGCACGGAGUGUGUUGUGGAGAUCAUCAAGAGCUGCCCUCAGCUUGAACUGCUGGAUGUCCGAGGUUGUUGGAGCGUCAGCCUAGACGAAGAGUUCUUGAAGAAGUUUCCGGGGCUUAAGGUUGUGGGGCCCGCGAUUGUCGACUGCUACGCGAUGGACAGGUGGGACGAUUGCUCUGAUAGCUCUGACUCUUCUGGGUUCUAUCCAUGGGACAUGGAUGAUGGUGAUGAAGAUGAUGAUGGGCUGUGGGAAGUCGGCGAAGGUGUUGAAGAUGUUGAGAUGUGGUUUUAUGAUGGGUCCAAUAGUAUGAAUGCUGGUUAUGAUUGGCCUCAAUCUCCUUGAACUCCUUGAAGCCUUCUUCUUCUUCUUCUGGCUAUGGGAGACAUAUUGAAACUUUUCACAUACAGAAAAAAAAAACAGGGUUAUGAAUGUUGUUUGUUGUAAAAGUGAUAUGAGUAUACCAUUGUUUAUCAGUCUUAUUAUUAUUAUCCUCAAACAAACUCAAUAAUUGUCUUUGUUGUAAGGGUUUAUGUUCUGCAAUUUAUUAUGUAAUGAAUAAAUGUAAUGUUGUGUCAGCCUGCUGAUACAUCAUAUAUAAAUGUUACUGUGUUUC
Messenger RNA from Cuscuta campestris, 1368 nucleotides. NCBI's taxonomy places the organism in Eukaryota, Viridiplantae, Streptophyta, Magnoliopsida, Solanales, Convolvulaceae. The record is from the annotation of a GenBank genome assembly.